This is a messenger RNA of Closterium sp. Naga37s-1, 674 nucleotides long. NCBI's taxonomy places the organism in Eukaryota, Viridiplantae, Streptophyta, Zygnematophyceae, Desmidiales, Closteriaceae. The record is from the annotation of a GenBank genome assembly.
GGACGACAGGCUCCAGCGUAGCAGCGCCUACCCGCCGCCGCUCCACCCGCCGUGACGGCGCCCACCGCGCUCACCAGGUAGCGCCGCGCGCGCUGCUGGCCGCGCGGACAGCACCGGCGAGCAUGCUGCACGCGGAGCAGGUCAGCGCGCCGUUCCCCCCCUUUUCCCAUGCCUUUCCGCCUUGCGCAUGCAUGUCCGCCUUUCCCCUGCCUUUCCGCCUUGCCCAUGCAUUUCCGCCUUCCCCAUGCCUUUCCGCCUUCCCCAUGCCUUUCCGCCUUGCGCAUGCCUUUCCGCCUUGCGCAUGCCUUUCCGCCUUGCGCAUGCCUUUCCGCCUUUCCCAUGCAUUCCCGCCUUGCGCAUGCCUUUCCCCCUCUGCUCAUGCCGUUCUCCCUGCCCAUGCCUUUUCCCCUCUGCUCAUGCCGUUCUCCCUGCCCAUGCCUUUCCCCCUCUGCUCAUGCGUUGCCCCCUUUGCCCAUGCUUUGCCCCGUUUGCUCGUGCCGUCCGUUCCGUCCGCCAUGUCAGGGAGAUGGCGGGGGAGGGAGUCGCCACCUCCAUCGAGCUCACCAACUGCCGGCCACGACAUGGUGCCACUACGAAUUGCAGGUCCUGCUGACGUGGCAACAAGUGCUGACGUGGCAUGCUCUCUUGACAGGAGGCUGGCCAUGCCGCCCUGA